This is a messenger RNA of Anopheles nili, 744 nucleotides long. RefSeq names its product fibroleukin-like. NCBI's taxonomy places the organism in Eukaryota, Metazoa, Arthropoda, Insecta, Diptera, Culicidae. The coding region runs from base 1 to 744 and encodes 247 amino acids. The transcript has a single exon. The record is from RefSeq and is a predicted model, not a curated record.
AUGGGAACGAGUAAUAAUAUUCUUGUAAGUGGUUUUGCAUUCGAGAUGAUCAUGACAAAACUGAACAUGAUGGAGCAUCAUUUCAUAGAGAAGCACCUCGAAAUUGAUGAGAAAAUCACCAAUCUCAGCUCUAGAAUCGAUGAUCUGGUAAUGCUCGUGAAAUCGGAAAACGAGCAUUUGAAAGGAUGCAACUCGACUAGCAUGGAUCUGAGUGAAUCUAACAUUCGAAUAUAUGCUGCCUGCAGUAAGGUACCGAUACCGGUAUCUGGUGUGUACCUCAUACAACCAGAGGAGCAUAUCACGGAGCCGAUAACUGUGUUUUGUAAUCAAGAGUACGACAACGGCGGUUGGGUUGUGAUACAGAAUCGUUACGAUGGAUCGACGGACUUCUCCCGUACCUGGCAGGAGUACAAGAAUGGCUUCGGAAAUCUUAAAGAAGAGUUCUGGUUGGGGUUAGCGAAAAUCUAUCAGUUAACGGUGUCUAGACCUCACGAGUUGGUGAUACUGUUGAAGAAUUUCAAUGGCGACACGACGUACGCUAAGUACGAUCAUUUCGAAAUCGCAGACGAAAACAAGCACUACGCGAUCAGAAGAAUCAAUGGAUAUUCUGGAACGGCUGGUGACUCUUUGCAAAUGGCUAAAGGAAGGAAGUUUAUUACUUGGGAUACUAAUUAUAGUGAAUUUGACGUAGAGUCUGACCAAGGAUGGUGGAAGAUUCAUUUGAAUGGAUGGUUUGUAUAUUAG